AUGUCGUCCACCGAGGGAAAGACCAUCACUUGCAAGGCCGCCGUCGCCUGGGAGGCUGGCAAGCCCCUCUCGAUCGAGACCGUCGAGGUCGCUCCUCCCCGCGAUGGCGAGGUUCGCAUCAAGAUUCUCUACACCGGUAUCUGCCACACCGACGACUACACUCUCUCGGGCAAGGACUCUGAGGGUGUCUUCCCCGUCAUCCUCGGACACGAGGGUGGUGGUGUUGUGGAGUCGGUUGGCGCUGGCGUCGACAACGUCAAGGUCGGCGACCACGUUAUCCCCCUGUACACUGCCGAGUGCAAGAAGUGCAAGUUCUGCCUUUCGGGCAAGACCAACCUCUGCGGUGCCGUUCGCGCUACCCAGGGCAAGGGUGUCAUGCCCGACGGUACCGUCCGCUUCACCUGCAAGGGCAAGGAGGUCUUCCACUUUAUGGGCACUUCGACCUUUUCGCAGUACACUGUCGUCUCGCAGUACUCGGUUGUUGCCAUUGACCCCGCCGCGUCGCUUGAGAAGUCGUGUCUCCUCGGCUGUGGUAUCACCACCGGCUACGGUGCCGCUGUCAAGACCCCCGGCAUCGAGGGCUCGACUGUCGCCGUCUUUGGUAUUGGCUGUGUCGGUCUCUCCAUCAUCCAGGGUGCCCGUGCCAAGAACUGCUCCAAGAUCAUUGCCAUCGACGUCAACCCCAAGAAGGAGGAGUGGGCCAAGAAGUUUGGUGCCACCGACUUUAUCAACCCCACCGAGCUCAAGGGCAGCGUUGUCGACCACCUCGUCGAGAUGACCGACGGCGGUCUCGACUUCACCUUUGACGCCACCGGCAACGUCCACGUCAUGCGCCAGGCCCUCGAGUGCUGCCACAAGGGCUGGGGUGUCUGCAACGUUAUCGGCGUGGCCCCCGCUGGUGCUGAGAUCUCGACCCGUCCAUUCCAGCUCGUCACCGGCCGUGUCUGGAAGGGCUCUGCGUUUGGUGGUGUCAAGGGCCGCACCGAGCUUCCCGGUCUCGUCGCCGACUACCAGUCCGGCAAGCUCUGGGUCGACCAGUUCGUCACCCACCACCAGCCCCUGGAGAAGAUCAACCAGGGCUUUGACGACAUGCACGCCGGCGACUGCAUCCGCUGUGUUGUCAACAUGGGCUUCAACGACGCUCCUUAG
Messenger RNA from Apiotrichum porosum, 1149 nucleotides. RefSeq names its product formate dehydrogenase (NAD+). Lineage: Eukaryota; Fungi; Basidiomycota; Tremellomycetes; Trichosporonales; Trichosporonaceae. The transcript has 5 exons. Gene Ontology annotation, cellular component: cytosol. Bases 1 to 1149 code for a protein of 382 amino acids. Gene Ontology annotation, biological process: formaldehyde catabolic process. The record is from RefSeq and is a predicted model, not a curated record. Gene Ontology annotation, molecular function: zinc ion binding; S-(hydroxymethyl)glutathione dehydrogenase [NAD(P)+] activity.